This is a messenger RNA of Astyanax mexicanus (Mexican tetra), 2732 nucleotides long. RefSeq names its product family with sequence similarity 131 member C (gene fam131c). NCBI's taxonomy places the organism in Eukaryota, Metazoa, Chordata, Actinopteri, Characiformes, Acestrorhamphidae. The transcript has 6 exons. The record is from RefSeq and is a predicted model, not a curated record. The coding region runs from base 321 to 1115 and encodes 264 amino acids.
UCAUGUUUUCUUUCCCCUCUCUCUCUCUCUCUCUCUUUCUCUCUCUCUGUGUCUCCCUAUCUGUCUAUCUAUCGCCUACACCCCCCUCCACUCUUUCAGCCCCACAGAUGGCAGGAAGUGCUUCGCUCUAUCUGAGACAUCAAGUUCUUUCUUUUCUCCCUGACAAAUUCCUGCUUAUUUCUCAGCUUUUCUUUAUUUUACUGCUUUUUUCCUCCCCCUUUCCAGAAGACCCCCAUCUCUGAAGCUCUCUCACUCAUCCCUGAUCUUCCCCCUCUCAUCCUCUCCUCCUUCAGCAUGGUGAACAGAUAACUACCUGGCUGAUGGUCACCAUGGGCGCCUGCCUCUGCAAAGGUCACCAAGACCUUCAGAAUGACCAGCAGCAUCCCAUGGGAGAACUUAAAUAUUGGUCUGAAGGAGAGCCCAUUGCCAAGGGCAAUCAUCAGCCUCACAAUGGCUCUGUGACAGAUAAGAAGGACGGCAGUGGCUACAGCAUCGGGGAGCUGGCGACGUCCUCCUUGAUGGGUCUGGUGGCCACUAUUAAGGAGCACAUCACUAAGCCUACGGCGAUGGCGCAGGGUCGAGUUGCCCACCUGAUCGAGUGGAAGGGUUGGGGAGGUGAGACGACAGCUGGAGGGGGUUGGUGCGGCUGGACUCGGGACGGAGGGGGCUGGGGAGGAGCGGGGGCUACGCUGCAGGAGGACGAGCAGCUCUACUCCCACCUGACGGACGAGAUCAAGGAGGCACGCUUUGCUGCAGGAGUAGCAGAACAGUUUGCUUUGGCUGAGGCGUCGAUGGAAGUAUGGCCUUCACAAGACAUUGUAGAUCAAGCCACAGUCAGCACAGGCCCAUUACAAGGUGCUGAUGGCCUGUAUCUCUCUCAGUUUCUCGUGGAUGGAGGAAGUCUGGGUGUCCCCCAGCAUCUGUACAGUAUACACUUGGACCCCAACGCUGUUGAAAGAGCUAAUCCUCUGGCACCGGCACAGCCCCCUCAACCUUACUUCCCUCAGCCAGAAUCACAGCACCCCCUACAGGAGCAGAGGACUUUAGCACCUGAUGGCAACGUACGGCACGCCGACAGCGGCUCAAUUUCAGAAGAUGAGGUUUUUUAUGAUUGAACAUUGAAAAAUAUACAAUGGAACCAGCUAAAGACAUUGGCGCUCAGCUUACCUCGGACAACAGUGUAAAGAUACUACAAAAAAAAUUUACAAAAGUAUGACUUGGUUGUUAAAUACCAUGAAGGUACCUCUGAAGAGGUCACUGCCUUACUCUGUAGAUGUGCAUCCACCAGAUCAAGCCUCCAUUCUCCAUCUUCUUUUCAAGCAUCCAUUCAAUUACACAUUAACAAACGCCAGUUAUCGCAUGGUUCUGUUUUCCUGGACAAGCUGUUCACAGUCUGUUAUACAGAGAUGCUUUAAAGGAGCUCAGUAGUCACCUCAGUGCCAGGACUGCACACAGGAGAAAAACACAAAAACACACAGCCUCGCACAAAAAGAAAUGAAACACAAAUGCGUGGGGAAUUAUACUGUGACUGAAAAAGGCAGCAGAUAAUGUCCAUGAUAGCAGCACCUGUAAAUACCUCCUUACGAAACCCUUUCAGGUGGCUUGCCUCUUAGUAUGAAAGCAGGAAUCUGCCACAGCUUUGCAGGCUGAGAUAAUGCGGACGUUAAAAGACUUCUCUUUCUCGUUCUCUUUCAGCCAGACACUAUUCAGACACGUCUGCUAAAAGUCAUUUAAGAGCAUCUCAAUGAGACUGCGGGACAGAAAAGACUCGCUCUUUUGUGAGAAAUGAAACUCAUCGGAGGAUGAAUGCGGUUUACGCUGUGCUGCGGAGCCGAAACCCAGGGCUUUGAAGAUUUUAACGAUUUCUAAGACCUACUUCUAUAUUUCCAUGAAGCUUUUUUCCUGUGUAAAGAUUUGUAGCUUUGUCAGGACUUCAUGCCUUGUCCUUUCUACAUCGAGCUCUGUAGACCUGCAAAUGCUGUCUGUGUGUGAUCUGUGGUUCAUUUUGAUGAAAAGACUAAAACUUAAAACUAGGGAUGUCCCGAUUCAGUCUAUUGACUCACACAUUUUAAUAUAUUGGGUAUCAGCUAUUUUGUCUAUCAGUCUUUGUGUUAAACACAGUAUUCAGAGUAUGAUCUGGUUUUCUUAGGGCUUUUUAAUGGACUUCGUUACCCAUUUAGCAGCACUGAGGACAGAGAUAAGUCUGCAGUGUGGAACUAUUUUACAUUGGAACAUAAAAAAAACAUAUAAUAUCUGAAACUAUAUCACACUACACACUUGGGCUGCGCGAUAUAUCGUUUAAGCAUCGUCAUCGCGAUGUGCGCAUGCGCAAUAGUCACAUCACGGGAUGUGUGAUGUCACUUACGGCCAUUUAAAUGCUUGAUUAUUGUUGUUUUGCUGUUUUCCUCGGGUUUUGAGUGCUUGGCUGACUCCAAAGUGCUGACUCAGUUCUCGGUUGGUCUGGAUCUCUGUUGUGAGACAACACGCAGGUGGGGGUGGGGCUUGUGAUGUUUAAUAUUGUUUAAUAUUGCGAUACAAAUCGCCGAAAAAAAAAAAAUGCAUUUUUUUUCACAUUUUUCCAAUAUCGUGCAGCCCUAAAGGAACUGGAAGCUGAUUGGUCAGUCCCGACUCGAAAAAAAAACCCCCAGUAAUUUUUUAAAAGUCACAGCUAAUUGUUCUGUUAUAUAAAAUGAUGAAGUGAAUAAAGUGUGUUAUGCUGAACAAAUAAAAAA